GUUCUGUACUUAUACGACCACUCUGGGUGGGCUCAGUUUCCUCAGCGAUUUCUUCAUCGAAUUUCUAAAGCUGGAAGAAUAAACAUUUUAGCCAAUUUGUCUGUUUCCUUAGAUAUAUUGAAAAGUGUAAGCUGAGAAGGUACGGAGGUCCCACUGCAAGGAUGAUCUGCUCUGAUAAAGACUCACAUCUGACCCCAGUGAAGAAAUCUGGACAGAAGAGAUUCCUGCGUGCACAGGGCCACCCAUCCCCAGCUUUGUGCUGUGCUUGUGGACUUUGCAUACUGCUGGCGGGCGUCAACAUCACUCUGGUAGGGGCUUUUGGCUUUGCCAAGAUGUUGCCAUUAAACAACCCGCCCAUCAUCAUUGGGCCUCUCCUCUUGCUGGUGGCGCUGUCAUUUUUCGGGGCAUGCUGCAUGUGCAGUCGCCAGCCGACCAUCCACUCAUCCCGCAAGGCUGCCAGGCAAAAUCAUUGGGGGUUAAUGAGAGUGGCUGGCGCUGCAUUCGAGAUGGAGGCCAGUGAGCACACGCUGCAGGACACCACCGCCAUUCAGCUCAGCCCAACAAACUCUCCAUGCUCCUCCCACCGCUCUAGCCCCACCCACUCACACAUAAUUGUGCUCCACCCAUCAGAGACCAACAACUCACCAGAUGAAAGUCAUUUAUCCUGUGAGGCAUCUUCAAUAGGAGAUGAUACCAGUCCACCUAGCCCCUCACAUGAUGCCAUAGAUACAUAGCCUGCACUUGUGCACUGAGUUACUAGUUUAUUAGAUACACCUAGAUUGUAUCUACACUCAUUGACCAAUCUUUCAUUUAUUUAAUUUCCACUCAAAACAGCCAUGAAGUACAAGAUGUUUAUUUUUCAAAGUCUCAACGACUAAAUACAGUAUCAAUUUUUUCAGUGUUCAGGAUGUCCAAGUGGCUUUAAAUUAAAAAUGACCACUGUAAACUGGAUUUUCAUAGGUGGUAGAUCACCCUCCACCCUGCAGCGACAUUAAGAUAUUUGAAAACCCCAGCACACACUGUGAUGUUGGUGUCUCUGCUGUGCUUAGAAUGGUGUGCCACCCAAAUAAUAUUUGUUAGAGGUGGUCCUAUGGUGGUCCCUUUUCAUUGAUGGAUGGGACAGUUGAAAGUUGAUUCACUGUGUAGCAGCAACUGGGCUACUCUUAGGAACUGAAACCCAUUUAUAGUAGGUGUAUUUACCUAAUACACCUACCUAAUAAACUGGCAACUCAGUGUAUGGUUUUAAAUCACAGAUGCUGCAGUUUUCAGACUUUUAUUCCACCACACUGUUACUGCAGCAUACCUGAAACAUCUCAAGAGAGACAUAUAUGAAUUUUAAGAACUACCACACAGAGACAGACCUUGCUUUGAAAAUAAUACUGAAAAUUAUUUGCUGUAGUUCCAUUCAGCACAUCAGGUCAGUCAGCCUGCAGACACUGAUGGGGUGAGAAAAGCUCAUCAUGUGUCCUGAUCUCACACCUGUGUGACCACAGAAAAAGGAGAAGAGACUUCUACCUCAUCCUGCUGACUCACUGUGACAGACUAUGAGCUGAAGCUUUCAAUCAAAAAGUGUUCCAUUCAUUUAAGGACAUCUUUCACAUGCUUCACUCUCACUGAUCAUUACAGUCAGUUUGCUUUACCUUCACUGAGUGCAUUUAAAUUUGUGUACCUAUAGUCUGUUUAUGAGACAAAUAUAUUUUGAACAGAAAGAAUUCUAUUUGAAACUAGAGGACUUGUCCAAUAAUAGUGCUAACUCUGUUUGAGAACCAGUAGACAGCAAUUAGUAUUACUGACCUACAUAAAGGUCAUUUGGGCUAUUUGAUUCUGGUCACUCAUGACUAACAGCUGUGAAUUUUCAGUGUGCAAGAUACUUUAAAUAUAGAAGGAUAUACAUAAAAACAUAUAGAUAUAAUCCAGUUUUUUAUUUUAGUUAAUUUAUUUAAUGUAUUAUGACCACCCUUUCAUUUAUUUAAUUUAAAGUCAAAACAGCCAUGAUUACAUACACACUAGUCACUUUUCAGCGUCAGAAAAAAGUAUUUAGUUAAGGGUUGACAGAGAGGAUUGACAUCUCUGUUAAGGAUGGACAGAGAGAGCUGAGGAGUAGAGCUUGAUUUUCUCCUCUCUCUUAAAGAAGAAAGCUUUAAGUACUCUGUUUAUCUGACUUGUUUGGAGUCCCAUUUUAUAUCUUUAGAUCUUUUACGAGGGGUGCCUAGAUUUUUGCAUAAGACUAAAUGUAUGCUGCUUCUUUCGGGGCCUGGAACAUGUAACUUGUACUUUAUGUCUGUUUUAACUAGAAAUUAGCCAACGAAACGGUGGUCUCUGACAUUUGCACAGUACUGUAUAAUGCUAUUAAAAAUUAGGGUAUUAUAUAAAGGAUAUAUAAAGUGUGAAAUAGAUGUUUACUUUUGUUACAGUGAGUCAUUAGUAUUUUAGUCAUUAUGGACUGACUGGAUGGAGUAUUCACUACUGUUGACACAAUGUUUUAAGAUGUGUAAAUCCUGUCUAAUUUAUCCAAUACAAUUGUAAAUGAA
Pygocentrus nattereri (red-bellied piranha) is the source of this 2531-nucleotide messenger RNA. Its product is annotated as transmembrane protein 275-like. The coding region runs from base 162 to 734 and encodes 190 amino acids. The record is from RefSeq and is a predicted model, not a curated record. The transcript has 2 exons. NCBI's taxonomy places the organism in Eukaryota, Metazoa, Chordata, Actinopteri, Characiformes, Serrasalmidae.